This is a messenger RNA of Paramecium octaurelia, 299 nucleotides long. NCBI's taxonomy places the organism in Eukaryota, Ciliophora, Oligohymenophorea, Peniculida, Parameciidae. The record is from the annotation of a GenBank genome assembly.
AUGGGCAUUUGCUAAACCAAAAAACAAAUUUAAAACACUAUGAACACCAAUCCAACUUCGUAAUAUUCAUCCAACCCUUCAAUUCUAGAAAAAAUAACUAAUCCAAAAAAAAAAAAUUAAUAACCUCAUAUGAAUAUUGUUGUUUCAUCUGAACCAAAACAAUACGAUCCAUAAAGUAACUAAUUGUCCUUAUUCAAGAUCCUCAUAGAUAAUUUAAUGUUAUUAUAAAUGGUGUGAGAUUUGAGAUAAUCAACUCAAUUGAAAACUGUAUUGUUUCUAAUGAGGAGUUAGAGGAGUGA